AUGCCCAACUCUAGCCCGGACCUUUCUCCCACCUCGGCGGGUCGUAUGGAUGAAUCACGGUCACCGGCUCGAACUGACUUCACCGACGCACAACUGAAGCCAGCUCCUCUACGAUUGACUAGGAAGAGCAACUCGAGCAGCGGCCAAAGUGACAACAGCCUAUCUCCAAGUAACUCAUCGGCCACCUCAGGAAGAACUCCCAACGGUGCCAAACGAGACAACAAGGAGAGCCUCAACACCAUCAUCCACAGAGCUGCAACUCCCUCCACCUUCCGAACAGCUCCCAGCCAAACCUCCCCCAAGCUCGCCUCUCUGGUGUCCAAGUUCGAGAUACUAGAUGUCAUGGGUAAUGCUGGCGCCGGAGCCUUGAGGCUUCCAUCUCCAGAAAAGAGCCAAAGGCCACCCAGGGUCCCAACGCCAACACCAGAUGAAGCAGAGUUACGGCGUGCUACCAAACGCCAAAGCCAGCAUCUGACCAAAAACUGGUCCAGUCAGAAACACGUUCAGAUCUCCCUGCCCAGGUCGUCCCAGGCCCCACGAGGAGCUCGCUCCCAGGGAGUGGCUUCCGAUGCCGAAGUUCCCAUUGCCAGCAAACCUAAACAUUGGGAUCCCAGCGGGGUUGCCGAGAGACGAAAGCUCUUCGAGUCGGGCAGCACCGGUAUGUUACCGCCCCGCGAACUCUUCCCAGGUGCCACCACAAUUGUCACACAUACGGUGGCUCGUGUUCCUUCACAGGGCGAGCAAAAGAGACAGGAUUCUGAGAUUGUCAAGUCUGACCAGUCUUCCACGUUCUCGGCGCGGCGACCUAUUACUGCUCAAGUCUCGGCUCCCGCUCUAUCAUCUCAACCGUCGGCAACAGAAGAGGUCGGACCAGGGAGAGAGAGAAGGAAGAGUGUUGCUGCUCUUCGAAUGUCUUUUGAGCGCUCACCUCUGCCCGAUCUUCGUCCAGAGACGCCAAGCUCUGCCCAUCGGCCGUUCCGUCGAUCGCUCCUUCAAGGUCUAUCAACCGCCACCGAAGUCCCAACACCGGUCACACCUAGGCGGGGACCAAAGGAUCCCAUUACACCAACGCGGGUCAGAAGUCUUCGUUCUUCAGAGGUCUUUGCUCAGACGUAUCCUCGCCUGGGACAGGCAACAACCCAUCCUAUCCAUGGAGCCGACAGCAACGCCGCAUUGAGGCUGAAGCAAACACAGCUUCACAACACAGCUUCUCGCGUUGUUGGUGCGCAUGACGGCAAUGUUUCUGAUGCCGACGUGGACCUGCGAAGACCCGUCAACCGAAAGAACAGCGACACCCCAACCAGGACAUCAGGGCGAACUUCCACCCGUCGCCCCAGCUCCCAUCACCUUUUGCUCCUUUCACGCACACUCUCCGUCAAAAUCACCACGGGCCCCCAAGCUCUGGUGACCCUUCAACAGCCGUGGGCAAACUCUUCUGGGUCUCUACCCCUUACUACAUCCUAUAGUCACGGCUAUCUGGACCAGCAAAAGUCCAAGUCAGGCGGUUCCAGUGACUCAUCAGCGUCAGCACCACUUGCCCCUGCCAACAGAGUCAAGGAUCUACAAAAGGUGUUUGACAAUAACCCCUCGGCUGCAGGUUCAGCGCCGUUCCUUCCCUUCAUCCAAAAGCGCAGGGCGCAGACCUUGACCCUGGGGGUUCCCGCCAAGUCCAGUCCCAGUGCGCCCAUGAUGGUAUCAACUACCGUUGCGGUGACAACCCGAAAGGCAUCUCGUCGCUCCUCACAGCAACAACAGCAGCAGGAGAGCUCGGACGUGAUUCCCGAGACCGCUAGCUCAACUGCCUCGAGUGUGGUCCGAACACGCAAACGAAGCAAGACGCUGCCAUCGUCACUCGGCGGGUAUCGGCCUAAGUCCUCGGGCCCAGCUGCUGGCACUGGGUCUUUGGGCUAUACCAGCUACUUCCAGCGUAGGAAGAUCAAGAAGCAGCAGAAGCAGAACAUGAAGAGACUCGCGGCCGAAGAAGAUUCACCUGUCAAGGAGCGUAUCAGCCUCUUCGAGCAGCUCGGCGGUGGCAGCAGCCACGGUCACUCAAGGAACGGUGGAAAUGGAUGUGGCAGCAUAGUGAGCCUGCCACUGUCGAUGCACAGCAAACGGAAGUCGUCGGAGCCCACCAGUUCGUCUGAAUCUCGCUGUGAUCGUUCGUCUCAAGAUACCGAUCAGGUCCGCUUUUGUAGGAAGGGUCGCGAAAGUUCGUCUUCGGGUAGCAGGGUGAUGAGGGUAUUGUCUUUCGGUACGAGCGGCAAUGGCAACGGCAACCGCAGCAGUAGAAAUGGUAAGGUGCUUCGGGCGGCGGGGCGGAAGAUCAGUAAUGCCGUGUCCAUGUCAAUGUCGAUGUCCAAGAGAAAGAAUAGCGGAAGCGGAGACGGCGGUGAGGGGAAGGGGAAGGGCAAGCUGAAAGAGAGUAAUGGAACCAAGGCGCAACCACUUGUCUUGAGCUCAACGAACAAGGAGACGGGCGAGUCAACGUUCUUCGUGAAAGGCGUGUUGUGGAAGGUAUCGGGCUCGCACGGGGAUCUUGAUCUCGAUGUUGCGGUGGAAGAGGGCCAGCGUAGUCCAGAGGAAGAGGGUCGCAAACGCAAGGAAUCGACCACCGAAACAACCACGACGUCGUUUCCGAGCACGCGACCAUCGGCUUCUGCAUCCGGAUCCGGAGAAGGAUCGUCAGGGUCGGCCGGGGCUGUUGCUCGGCACCCAGUCUUGCAGCAUUGGCCUCAAUUGGACAGGGUCAGUCGGACGGUGCCACACUAUGACCGUAAAAGCUAUGGGUCUCUGUCGGCUGAGGAAGACAGCGUAGCCCCUGAAUGGUCUCGAGGCUUGGACGACGAUGACCCUUUUCUUCAACCGACUCGGCAGCCUCAAGUUGUCGGUGGCGGCAGCAGCGGCAACAAGAUCAAGAAGAGCGCGACGGCCCCGAACGACGUCGGCGGCAGCAUCAUGCCCCUGAGCCAAAAGCGCGGUUUCCUCCCCACCCGAAGAUCUCAUGGAGAUGUUGUCGAGGCUGUCCGUGGCCCAUCCACUUCCCUGAGGAAGAGCUUCACCAUGGCUGUGUUGCCUCGGCUCUCAAGCGGAAACAGCAGCACUGAUGAUUAUAGCCAGGAUGCUGACGGGAAACCGAAGGCUAACAAGUUGACUAAGAAAGGAAAGGAAGUGAGAACAUCGUUCCCGCCUCGACAGUCCAGUAUUUCCUGGGGGCAGAGAGCAGCCGCCGCUGCGUAUGGUAUCGGCCAGAGGUUGAAGGAACGCAAGGGAAGCGGCCGAUCGUCAUCAUUGUUGGGGAAGGGUGGUGUCGAAGCUGGUACCAGUACCGGUGGAAACAGUAGUACCACUAGUGACGCCGCGGUCACUGUCGCUACGGCUGCCGUUCCCAUUCCCAUCAGUACUAUUACCACAGAGUCGCUGCAUCAUGACGAGUAG
Sordaria macrospora k-hell is the source of this 3435-nucleotide messenger RNA. RefSeq lists its product as uncharacterized. The record is from RefSeq and is a predicted model, not a curated record. Lineage: Eukaryota; Fungi; Ascomycota; Sordariomycetes; Sordariales; Sordariaceae.